CUCCUACAGAGUAUAUAUAACUCACAAUCGUUUGUUGACAUGAUACAAAGUCUCUCCAUUGCUUCCAGUUUGGAGUCUGUACGUGUUUAUUUACAUCUGCUCACCCCUUAAUCCUUAGUGUAAUUGAAAUCAACACCGACCGCCCACCAUGAAGUUAGCAGCCCUCGUCACCAUCCUCAUCACGCCGCUGCCCGCCCUGUCCCUCGCCAUCUCUCCACGCUCUUCCACUACCUCGACCCAAUGCGGUCGCCGUAACACUGCCCGCUACUGCGCCGGAACAGCGUACAACACCUCGCUCCUACACACCUACCUCUGUGGUGACUCGCGACUGGGGCCCACCACAUUCCCAGACGCCGAGUCCAACCCGCUAUCUGUGAUCCUCAGCCCUCUGUUCUAUGACCGGCUGGGCGGGCUCUGUCCCGGCGACUUCAUAAACGCCUGGUUCAACACGUCGACAAAGUGGUGGAACUAUCCCGCAAACAAUGGAUUCACCGUCAUCCAGGAUGGAGAUGGGUAUGGUGAGGAUGGCGCGCCCAUCUUGGGCAAUGUCACGCUGCCCGUGGACACGCUGCUCGACAGAUUCGGAUCUGAAGGCGGCACUUUUGUGAGCCCUGCAGGCGCCCCAUACUCUCAGCGGGCUCUGCCGCCGAGUAAUCUUGUCGCUGCGAACAGCGAGGAGCUGUGAGUCUUUUCAUCCCCCCCAUCCUCCUCCUUUACCGCCGAUACGGGAGACUCAUGAUGCCAAUGCUAUGCAGCUCGACGUACAAUUACAAAGUCUACAGCGUCGUCAAGCCGCUGGUGGUGCUGGCGGGUCCAAUUGCCCCCUGGUUCGGACAACCUGGAGCCGGGGUGCAGUACAUGCUGCCACGAAAUAUUUCGGCCCUUAUUGCUGAGGGCGUUCUCAGGCGAGAGGACCCCUCGGUGCUGGUUCCUUGAGUCUGCUUGUCGGAUUGUGUGCAUUAAGCGGAUGGCUGGAGUUGAUG
Molecule: messenger RNA, 983 nt
Organism: Canariomyces notabilis
Lineage: Eukaryota; Fungi; Ascomycota; Sordariomycetes; Sordariales; Chaetomiaceae
Exons: 1
Coding region: 149-685 (178 amino acids)
Source: RefSeq, a predicted model, not a curated record